AUGAAAGAGUUUAAAUCUGUACAAAGAUUGCCGAUCCUAGAGCAUUGUAUUAAGAGGUACGUGCAACCACCGAGAGAGAAAUCUUAUGCCCCAGAAAAAUUUUACUGUCCUCCGACGAAACCCAUUGAUGCUAAAACAACUUAUCAUCUAUCAUACUUGAAUGUUGACCGAGCAACAGCUGGUCAUGCUAAAACGCGAGCUUUCAAGCCUGUUCACUCAUUGGACACAUCUACCGGAAAAAUUUCAGAUGAAACAACAAAUCGUAUGAGCUUUCGUGCCAAUUGGGGUAUUUGCAAAGCUAAAGCAUAUACGCCUACACGCAGGACUCAAGCAGGGCAGGGUCCAAUGCAAUGUACCACAACUGCACGUCACGACUAUGUACCAAAAUAUGUUCAGAGAAUGGAUUUACUGAAACCCUGUAAUAAUAUCCGCACAAGUACAGGAGUGCUCGAAGAUAAGACCACUGCAGGUCUAUCGUACAUGAACCCAGGUCCUACAGGGCCAGUGGUUAGCUACAAACCACAAGGGCGCUAUCGUCCCCCAGAAAAGAGUAUAGAAAAACAUACUACACAGAAGCUAAGUUAUCAGCCAUUUAGAGUAGAAAAGAAAGAGAUCUAUCCUUGGAAACUUAAGCCAGUGUACAGGUGGAUAUUGUUUCGGCAAUAAACAAAGUUCUUAGACUAUAUCAGAGCACAGUUGAAAAUUAAUCAAUCUUAAAUAAAAAGGCCACCGAAUGCAUCAAUGGAAGGUGCAACAACAUACUCAAAGAGUUAUCUUCAAAAUGAAAAUUUAACUCGGGAACAGCCUUUAAAGCCUACAAGUGAUAGUACCAUAUUUCCUGAGGGUGCUGAGUUUACUGGUAAAACUAUUUAUGGUGAAAGUUUUCUAGCUUGUGACAUUGAAAGGCCAGUUCCAAUUCGUCCAUGUAGCAAUAUUACUGUAUCAGAUCAAAAAAUGUCUGGUUAUACUACUAAUAAGGUACCAAAGUUAAUUUCUUCUAGUAUUAUAAAAAGAAAAACCAAUAAGCAAAAAACACUUCAUUACUGUAUCCUUCUUUUUAUUAUUCAUAUAGUUGAGCUACUUACCAGUGUGCGCCGAAAAAAGGGGACUCAUAGUACCCAGUCGUAGAAAUAUGAUGGGUGAUGGACCCAUGGAAUCCGUAACGACAAAUCGUCAUGAUUUUGUACCAAAAAUUGUCCCUCGACCCGAUCUAGUUAUUCCCUGUGAUAAUAUUCACUCGUCUAACCAGCCUCUGGAAGAUCGGACUACAGCUACUUUGUCAUACAUGAAUCCAGGGCCGAUAGACCCAAUCACAAGUUAUAAACCAUUGAGUCAAUAUUGCAGGUAAUGUGAAUUACAAUUAGCUACAAUCAUAGGAAGUUUAAGAAUAACUAUUUACAGUUUUUUUCCAAAGAUAAUUAUUUUCAUUUAAUCCAUACAAUCCAGUUACUUAAUGUUCGUGUAACUUGCAAAUGUUACCAAGUUUAAUUUCAGAAAUAGUAAAUGUUGUUACAAGAUUGGAAAAUUAGAAAUAAUCAUUACCAAUGGUGUAGUCGUGUUAGCAUUAUUCGUAAAAUACAUAGUCAUACAGAAUAGUCGACAACUAAAAUGAUUUUCAUAUUUUUUUUUUCAAAUAACUGUGUUAAAUUGGUCAAAACUAUGAAAUAUUUUGAAUUAAUAUUCAUAAAUAUCGGUGUACGAAAACUAAUUUUCAAUUUUUUUUUUUUUUUUUUUUUUUAGGAAUUA
This is a messenger RNA of Athalia rosae (coleseed sawfly), 1746 nucleotides long. Its product is annotated as stabilizer of axonemal microtubules 2-like. The record is from RefSeq and is a predicted model, not a curated record. The transcript is spliced from 3 exons. NCBI's taxonomy places the organism in Eukaryota, Metazoa, Arthropoda, Insecta, Hymenoptera, Athaliidae. Bases 1 to 666 code for a protein of 221 amino acids.